GUGCUUCACCUCGACAGGCUGGGACUGCUCGUUUUCGCGGAGUUGCGCUUGGUUCCCACACAAUUUUAGUGCAAGUUUGUCUGGAUUCGGAUCCGCGCAGAUCCGAGUUUUUCUGACGUGAGUCCCUUCAAUUGUGCUGCACUGAACCUGGCAGGGAAAUUGGCACGGAAGUAGCUCUCUAGUGUUCGAAAUUCGUGCGAUUGAGUGUCGUUAGAAGUAUCAAGCAAUCGUUGUUAACCUCACCAUGGCUGCGGCUGGUGAGCCUCAGAAAGGAACGGAUGUGGGUGCAGUGACGUUAUGGGGGUUCUAUGCUAGUUCUUGCACAUGGCGGGUGCGGUUGGCGCUUGGACUCAAAGGCAUUCCCUACAAGUACAAGGCACUCAACAUUUCUAACGGGGAGCACAAAACUGAGGAGUUCAGAAAGAUAAGUCCUCUGCAGUAUGUUCCUGCUGUGGAAGUUGAUGGUGGUACAAUUGCCGAUUCCCUGGCUAUCAUCAUGUACUUCGAAGAGAAGUAUCCUGAUAAAAAGCCCUUAUUACCUGCGGACUUAUUAAAGAGAGCAACUGUGCGUCAGGUGGUGUAUCUGAUCGCAUCAAACAUCCAACCACUGCAGAACCUGGGAACCUUGAAAAUGAUUGAGGCACAAUUUGGGGCGGAUGCGCGACCGAAGUGGGCUCAGGAUCAUAUCAUCAUUGGAUUCACUGCGCUUGAGCAGCUUUUGCAGAACGUAGCUGGCAAGUAUACAGUUGGCGAUGAGCUGACUCUAGCCGAUGUUGUUUUGGUACCGCAGAUCGGCAACGCUAAACGGUUUCAGGUAGACUUGACUCAAUUCCCUAUAAUUGAUCGCAUCGGCAAGGCUUUAUUGGAGCUGCCAGAAGUCCAGGCCUCUUUACCAGCCAAUCAACCGGACGCUCCUAAGUGAAGUUAACUUCAAUUUCUGUCGCAUAGUCACCACGUGUGCUUGAAGAAUUAUGGUGUAUAAGUAGAGUUGAGUGGAGUUUAGCAUAUUAGAAGACAACUUCUAAUAUGCUUAUGUCUUAUUAAGAAAAAGAUGUAAUCUACUCAUAAUCAAAAAAAGACAAAGCUUUGAUAUUA
Molecule: messenger RNA, 1095 nt
Organism: Physcomitrium patens
Lineage: Eukaryota; Viridiplantae; Streptophyta; Bryopsida; Funariales; Funariaceae
Product: glutathione S-transferase 2
Biological process (GO): L-phenylalanine catabolic process; glutathione metabolic process
Cellular component (GO): cytoplasm
Molecular function (GO): glutathione transferase activity; maleylacetoacetate isomerase activity
Source: RefSeq, a predicted model, not a curated record